AACUACUAUGCUAACCUUGGCGUCAGCAAAAAUGCGACUAUCGAAGAAAUCAAAUCCGCCUUCCGCCGCCUCGCAAAGGAGCAUCAUCCCGACAAAAAGGGUCCCAACCACGAUGGUGACUCGACCGAGUUUCGAAAGAUCCAUGAGGCGUACGAGAAGCUCUCCGACCCUGCGCUUCGCGCCGCGUACGAU
Trematosphaeria pertusa is the source of this 192-nucleotide messenger RNA. Its product is annotated as heat shock protein DnaJ. The annotation marks the transcript as partial. The record is from RefSeq and is a predicted model, not a curated record. The transcript has a single exon. Lineage: Eukaryota; Fungi; Ascomycota; Dothideomycetes; Pleosporales; Trematosphaeriaceae.